Arachis stenosperma is the source of this 907-nucleotide messenger RNA. Its product is annotated as mitochondrial inner membrane protease ATP23-like. NCBI's taxonomy places the organism in Eukaryota, Viridiplantae, Streptophyta, Magnoliopsida, Fabales, Fabaceae. The record is from RefSeq and is a predicted model, not a curated record. Gene Ontology annotation, molecular function: metalloendopeptidase activity. The coding region runs from base 154 to 723 and encodes 189 amino acids. Gene Ontology annotation, cellular component: extrinsic component of mitochondrial inner membrane. Gene Ontology annotation, biological process: mitochondrial proton-transporting ATP synthase complex assembly; mitochondrial protein processing. The transcript has 5 exons.
CAACUGUUGCUUUCCACACUCUGCUUCCGCCCCUCCUUUCCCUCCGCUCCAUCAUCUUCAGAGUGUGGUCCUCUAUUAACUAAAGUCUUCUCAAACCCUAACUAACCCCCCUUCCUACGCUUCUCAUUAGCAUUUGUGAACCGAACCGAACCAAUGGCACAGGAGCCUUCUUCCCCUGGUGGUUCUUUGGGAGUCAAAUCGGUCGACGAAGUUCAAGCCAUGAUUCAAAAGAGUCUUGAACUUCCAAAGGUGAAGUUCUUGAGGCAACGCAUGGCAGAAGCUGGCUGUGCUGUGAAGGACAAUUUCUUCAGAGCUGUUGUUUGCCAAGGGAGGAAAGGCGUGGCUUAUUUUGCUCCUGCUCACGGGAUAUUUGUGUGCAGCAACCAUGUGACAUUUCAAGAUGAGGUCAACCAGUUGAUAAUUCAUGAGCUAAUUCAUGCAUAUGAUGACUGUCGUGCUGUCAAUUUACAUUGGAAUAAUUGUGCUCACCAAGCUUGUAGUGAGAUACGAGCUGGUCAUUUAAGCGGUGAUUGUCAUUUCAUGCGGGAACUACUUCGUGGUCAUUUCAAAUUGCGAGGGCAUGAACCGGAGUGUAUUAGAAGAAGAGUCUUGUUAUCUUUGUUUUCAAACCCCAAUUGUGUUGGUUCAGCUGCCAAGGAUUCAAUGGAAGAUGUAUGGGAUAUUUGUUACAAUGACACACAACCAUUUGAUAAAGCUCCAUAAGAAAUUGCAUAGAUUGGUAGUGUUACCAUUUUAGCUGACUCACCUAGUUGGAUAAAGCUUUGUUAUGGUUGGUACUUGGUAAUGUUACCCUUCUUGCUAUUCUUUCUGUGUUAACAGUUUUGGAGGGAGACCGGCUUAAUGACCCAAUAUUGAGAAUUAAUUAUACAAAUCAUUGAAGGCUUGU